Molecule: messenger RNA, 489 nt
Organism: Paramecium octaurelia
Lineage: Eukaryota; Ciliophora; Oligohymenophorea; Peniculida; Parameciidae
Source: the annotation of a GenBank genome assembly
AUGUAUAUGAGAUAUCAUUUAGAAACUCAUUAACCUAAAUCCCAUAACAAACAUCCAGAUUUAAAACUGAAUGUUCAUCACUCACACAUUCCAAGUUUACCGUUAUUACUUCCUUAGCAACUUAGUCCGGUGAAAGAGAAAUCACCCUAAUUAAGUAAAAUGGGAGAGUAAAUUCUCAAGCAAUGGGGAUUUUACCCUGACUCUAACCAUACAACAAAAAAAGAAAUGCAUACAGAACAUACAAAAUCAGAAAAAAAAUAUAAAGAUAAAUUUGAUGAUCUUUUAUAUAAUCUUCAUACUUAAAGACCAAAAUGUCAGAAGAAUCAUGAUUUACAAAACGAUUUCAGUCUCAAAAAGUCUGUUCAUUUCAACAGUGUAGUUACAGUUAAGGACAUAGAUGGUCAAGUUUCGUAAAAAGAAAUCAAAUUAUUUUCAAGAAAUAAGAGGAGGCAAAGGACUAAACUCGAAAAUUUGACAGUUUUUAGUUGA